This is a messenger RNA of Penicillium longicatenatum, 1179 nucleotides long. Its product is annotated as zinc-binding alcohol dehydrogenase family protein. NCBI's taxonomy places the organism in Eukaryota, Fungi, Ascomycota, Eurotiomycetes, Eurotiales, Aspergillaceae. The transcript has a single exon. The record is from RefSeq and is a predicted model, not a curated record. Gene Ontology annotation, molecular function: oxidoreductase activity. Bases 1 to 1179 code for a protein of 392 amino acids.
AUGUCCCCGAUAUCUGCUUCCAAACGCGCCGUUCUUGAUCGACCAUUCCUCCUUGCUUGGCCUGCCAUUGUUAUCUUCGUUUCGUACCUUUGGCUAUCGCCACAGCCACAUUAUCAAACCACGGCUACCACAACUUCCAUCUCUGACACGAUCUCAUCUCCUACAGCUGUCGAAAUUAUGUCUUUUGACACGAUGCGCGCUAUUGUGAUGCACGAGAUUGGUGGCCCUGGUGUCUUGAAGCUCCAGACGGUGCCCAAACCAACCCCCACAGCGGGUCAGGUGCGGAUACGGGUCAAGUCAUUCGGGCUUAAUCGCUCGGAAGUGUUCACUCGACAGGGCCAUUCACCCGGUGUGACAUUUCCGCGUGUUCUGGGUAUCGAGGCUGCUGGACUCAUCGACGAGGCAGACCCAGACUCAGGCUUCAAAGCUGGCGAAGUAGUUGUUACUGCCAUGGGCGGCAUGGGCCGUGUCUUUGAUGGCGGAUACGCCGAAUACACAGUAGUACCGGCCACUCAAGUGCGACGCGUCAACGCCACCGAUGCCUUUGGGCCCGAUCGGCCCGUUGCUUGGGACAUCUUGGGCGCUCUCCCCGAACUUAUGCAGACUGCUUGGGGAUCCUUGUUCACCAGUCUCGAGCUUGUUCCCAGUGACCGGUUGCUGAUUCGUGGUGGAACUACAAGCGUGGGGUUGGCAGCUGCGGCACUUGCUCGAUCGCAUGGGGCCUCCGUCACUGCGACGACCCGGAACCCAGCACGCGUAGAGAUCUUACGCAGGCUCGGUAUUGACGACGUCAUUAUUGAUGAUGGAUCAAUACUGGCCGAAGUCCAAAAACGUGCCCCGUUCAGCAAAAUCCUUGAGCUGGUUGGGGUAACCACACUAGAGGAUUCUCUCCGAUGUGUGGCACCCGGUGGUACUGUCUGCAUGACGGGCAUAGCUGGUAACAAAUGGACCUUCGACCAGUUCACGCCCAUGGCAUCAAUACCAACGUCCGUUAAGUUGACCACCUAUGCGAGUACCACCGAGGCCGUGCUCAAAACGCCUAUUGAGGACAUCGCUCGGGAUCUGGCGACGAGAAAGAUUCAUUUGCCAAUCAAGACCUUCCCACUGGAGCAAAUUGUAGAGGCCCAUCGAUUGAUGGAGGAAGAGGGGGCAUUGGCCAAAAUUGUGAUGAUGAUCUAA